GGCAUUCUCUCGGGUAGCACCGCCGCGGGUGGUGCCCUCCGCAUCGUUGAUGCGCUUUCCUGGCCCGCUACGGCUGUAUGCGGCCCCGGGGGAAAGCUGAAGGUCGGCCGUGGUUCCGAGAGCUCGAGAUCCCGCGGGAACCGGUAGGAAACCUUAUCGACUGUUUGUCAUUACGGAGAGCCGCAGCCGCAGGGCUCUGUCCUUCUGUGAUUGUACAUGCAAUGCUAUUGAUGAGCCAUAGAGGUGGGCAUCAAGAAAGCAAGAAGAAACUAGAGAUAUCACCAAGUGAGACCAUGAAGGCAGAAGAAGAAAAUUAUAAAGAGGAAGCCAAAGAGCCAAAGAGCGAAGACUGGAGGCCACCAUCAGUCUUUGGCGCUGCAGACUUAAAAAACAGAGCUGUUGGAUUGUACAACAUUGGACAGACCUGCUGUCUGAACUCCCUGCUCCAAGUGUUCCUUAUGAACAUACACUUCACAAAGAUACUGCGAAGGAUCUCAGUGCCAGUGUGUGCUACACAAAAGAAGAAGAAUGUCCCAUACCAAAUGCUUUUGCUGCUGGAGAAGAUGCAGUGUGGAAAGCAGAAAGCAGUUUCUCCCAGAGAGCUUGUUCUCUGUCUUGAAGCACACAGAGUGACAAUGUUUGUACAGUAUGAUGCUGCCCAACUCUUUCUGACUCUUUGGAACUUGUUAAAGAAGCAGAUGAAAAACCCAGAGCUGGUUGAAAAGCUGAGUGAUCUGUACACCAUCAGUGUGCAGGAGCACCUGGCCUGUCAGAUAUGCUCUUCUGAAACAAAGAGGAACAGCAGCAUGUUAAGCCUUCCGGUCCCAUUACUGGAUUCUGACUCUUCCAUGCUGAAGACUCUGGAGAAGUGCCUGCAGUGCUUUUUCCGUCCAGAAGAGUUGACUGGUCACAACAUGUGUUUCUGUGAACACUGUGGAAAGAAAACACCUUUUCAGCAAAGUGUGAAGCUAGUCCACCUGCCACAGACUCUGACCAUACACCUAAAGCGCUUCUGCUUUGGAAGAUCAGCUUACAUCCACAAAAUUAGCAACUGUCUGCCAUUCCCACAAGACCUUGAUUUCAACGCAGUCUUGACAGAACAGCAGUGCCAAGCGUAUGACAAUGAAAAGGCUGCCUGGAGGUAUGAGCUUUUUGCUGUUGUUGCUCAUUCAGGAACAACUAGCUACGGACAUUACUGUGCCUAUAUUCGAAGUCUCACAGAAUGCAAAUGGUAUUGCUUCAACGAUUCUUUUGUUGAGCAGGUGUCGUGGGAUGAUGUUAAAAGUACCUAUGGGCAUUCAGACCUCUACUGGGGACAAACAGCAUAUCUCUUGUUUUACAUGAAAAAACAGCCCCAAUAGCCUUAUCUAGCUGUAUCAGAAUGUUUUCAGAAGCUGUGCCUUGCCCGUGGAGCUCAACAUCUGCAAGCCAGAGUGGAUGUGUGCAAAUGCUCCUCAAGGAAGAACUGUACUCCAUCAACAACCUCUGCAUUCAGUUGUUUUUUUCCCCCACAAGAGAAGUGCAGGACAAACUCAACUGGAGAAAGGACCUUAGAAUUAUUGCAUCUAGAAAUCUUUUCUUUCCUGCCAUGUGAUUAUUUAUUUAUUGUAUCCUUCAUAUUUGUGUGAUUCUAUAUAUUAAUUUUCUCUUAAAAAAUAAUAAAGUUAGUUCUUUUCUCUGCUGACUCACCAUGCUGGUGCCUAGAUGCCAGUACAGAAGAACUUUUUGGUCUGAAAGCCUGCAUGGUGUUCCAAGAAAGCACAUGGUGCAGCUGGAGAGCCAUGGCAGCUAUAAGACCAAAAGAGCUUUUCAGGCCAUGUUUGAUGAUGGCAAGCUGGGCAAGGGACCCUGAAAGUCUUGAGAAACAGCUCUAACAGGGAUCAGGGCCCUUACAACACAUGCAGCAGUGAUCACAGAAUCAUAGAGUGGUUUGGGUUGGAAGGGGCCUUUAAGAUCAUCUAGUUCCAACCUCCUGCUAUAGGCAGGGACACCUCCCUCUGAACCAGGUGGCUCAAAGCCCCAUCCAGCCUGGCCUUGAAUGCUUCCAGGGAGGGGAUGCUUACUCUUAAAAUUCUUCAAGGAAAUGAAUCACCGAGGAAUUGAGAUGUGAUUGGAAGUUGGUGUCAGCAUAAAGAGAUGUUUUUAAAUCAGGAGCUAUUGUAGUAGUUGUGAUGUAGGAGAUGAGUUUGUAUGCGUUCAGAUAGACGAUUAUCGUUUUAUCAUACCUGUCAGGCAUAUAUGUGUAUUUAGUGGAAAUUAUUCACCACAGUAGUCAAAGAUUAUGGUAACACACUCCAUACAAUGUGGGAAGAGGAGAAAAAAAAUGCCCUGAUAUAGUCGAACUUUUAGGAAUUUCCUUUUUUCUUCAAGGGAUUGCCAUCAGGAAUUGUAUUGCUCUCUACUUUCCUUCUCCGCUCAUGAAGUCAAAAAUGUCCCUCAAGCAGUAAACGUUUUGUAUAGUACAAGUUUGUAAAGAAAGUAAGUCAUUUUCAAAUCUCAAUUUUCAAAUCAAUUUCAAGUCCUGCCACGUUGUGCUAUUAGUUCAGCCUAUGUUCCUGUGGUGAGACUACGCAGCUGGAGGGUUCCUAUCUGCUUUUAUCCUUUAUCUGGGAAUUGCUGAGACAUAUAUUAAGAAUAUUUUCAGUCUGUAUGCCAAUAAAAAGAAAUCUCUGUU
Molecule: messenger RNA, 2674 nt
Organism: Gallus gallus (chicken)
Lineage: Eukaryota; Metazoa; Chordata; Aves; Galliformes; Phasianidae
Gene: USP41
Product: ubiquitin specific peptidase 41
Exons: 11
Coding region: 78-1361 (427 amino acids)
Biological process (GO): protein deubiquitination
Cellular component (GO): nucleus; cytosol
Molecular function (GO): cysteine-type deubiquitinase activity; cysteine-type endopeptidase activity
Source: RefSeq, a predicted model, not a curated record